This is a messenger RNA of Tympanuchus pallidicinctus (lesser prairie-chicken), 3552 nucleotides long. RefSeq names its product syntaxin 17 (gene STX17). The coding region runs from base 191 to 1096 and encodes 301 amino acids. Gene Ontology annotation, cellular component: plasma membrane; SNARE complex; endomembrane system. NCBI's taxonomy places the organism in Eukaryota, Metazoa, Chordata, Aves, Galliformes, Phasianidae. The transcript has 8 exons. The record is from RefSeq and is a predicted model, not a curated record. Gene Ontology annotation, molecular function: SNARE binding; SNAP receptor activity. Gene Ontology annotation, biological process: intracellular protein transport; exocytosis; vesicle fusion.
AGGGGCCGGAGCGGCCGCCAGGUUCCGGCGAUGGCGGUCCGGCUGCUUUCGGUUUCGCUUCGCUCGCCUCAGAAGCGAGGGCAAGGCCGGGCCGGGGCCUGAGCGCGGAUCCUCCGCACGGGAGUUUUACCUUGGUAAAGGCAUACUGGACGAGUAGCAAGUAUUGCCUUCCUUGCAAGGUGCUUUUAGGAUGUCUGAAGACGAUGAAAAAGUUAGGCUCCGUCGAAUUGAACCUGCCAUUCAGAAGUUCAUUAAAGUGGCAAUUCCAACAGAUUUGGAAAGAUUAAGAAAACACCAAAUAAAUAUUGAGAAGUAUCAAAGAUGCAGACUCUGGGACAGACUGCAUGAAGAGCACAUUAAUGCAGGACGAACAGUUCAGCAACUUCGAGCCAAUAUGAGAGAGAUGGAAAAACUUUGCUUGCGAGUCCGACAGGAAGACAUCCCAGCUCUGCAGCGGAUGAUAAAUCCAGUGAAAGAUGAAGCUUCAUCUGCCAUAAAACACUUCCUGCAGCUCCAUUCUGAAUCUGCAGAAGAGCUUAAAAGGCAACUAGAAGGACAGGAAGAUGCCUCCUUAACCAGAUCUGCAACUGUGGGAGGAGAAACUUCAUACAACACAGAAACAAAUGAUGGGUCUCAAAGUUUAAUCCAGAUGUGUUCUCCCCUUCCUGAGAUACCUCAGAAUGAAAAUGCAGCUGAGUCCUGGGAGACGUUAGAAGAGGACUUGAUUCAGCUCAGCCAGUUGGUGACUGACUUUUCUGUGUUAGUCAGUUCUCAGCAGGAGAAGAUUGACAGGAUUGAAGACCACGUCAACAGUGCUGCUGCGAAUACCGAGGAGGGAACCAAAAACCUGGCGAAGGCUGCAAAAUACAAGCUGGCAGCUCUGCCCGUGGCAGGUGCAGUCAUUGGAGGAGUGGUGGGGGGUCCUAUUGGUCUCCUUGCAGGCUUCAAAGUGGCAGGAAUUGCAGCUGCACUUGGUGGUGGGAUUUUGGGUUUCACAGGUGGAAAACUGAUACAAAGAAGAAAACAGAAACAGAUCGAGCUGGUCUCUUGCAGCUGUCCAGAGCUUUCUUGCCAAAGUGCCAAAAAAUCCAGCUGAAGUAUAGACUCAUUAGGAGGAACAGAAGUACAGUAGCUGUGCUAAUGACAGACUUGCAGCCUCCUGCUUUAGAUUUGAGGCUGAGGUGUGAAUUCUGCAGCAGUACAGUUACGUGGGAAGGGUGAAACAGUAAUGUCAGAAUUUUGGAGCUUUCUGUUUUCAGACGUGAUAAGUGACUUCAAUCUUUUAACUCUUAAGAACUAUAGGGUAACUUUUAAUGAUAAAAUUCGUAAAGGAGGUAUGUGAACAGCUGAUGGGUGACAGGUGCUUCAAGCCAAAUUUGCACAAAAUACCUUUCAGAUAAAGAGAUUUAGAAAACUAGUGCUUUCUCAUCAACACCCUCCCCAGAAGCCAGAGCUUGUAUUAUAUUAUUAUAGUAAUUGUUGUAUAUAUAUUAUUCUAAACUCCUGUCCUCCUGAGGCAGGAAAAUAAGCUCCCAUCUAUCCUUUAUGUUCAGGGCACUUUAAAAUCUCCUCUCUGUUAUCUGGAUUCCCAGACUCCUCCUGUGUAUACCACCAGGACACAGGGAAGCACUGUUUUCCAUAGAGUAAGGUUAAAACGCUGGGUGAGUAAUGUGGAAAAACAUACGUAUAUCCAGCAUCUGUCUGCAUCAGCCAGCUCUGAUCAGCAUCUUUUAUUUAUUUUAUUUUGUGUACUCCUCAGUUAUUCAAACCAUAGUUAAGACUUAAAUAGCCUAAGAAGCAGCACUGGGGGAAAGAGUCAUUUUCCAUGGCUCUUCAGCUCCUUGUCUCAAGAACGUUGCUCAGAAUGAAGUGCCAAACUCCAGCACUCUGAGCCAGGAGCCUCAGCUGCCUUUAGGAGUGCUCAUGGCCAGCUGCUGCCCUCGCUUCUCCUGUCCUGGCACCAGCAGUGCCAUAGAGGGAGAGCUUCGCUGGAGGUGUGCUUCCUCCAUGGCCUUUAUUCAAGGGUGGGUAUCUUUUAUACCAAGGGUGGAUGGAGAAGCAGCAAGUCCUGGUGAGAAAUGUGUUCAGUGGGGCAGCACUGAGACUUGUGCUCUGUUCCUCCUGUAUGGCUGCUUCUGGGCCUUUUCAGUGGAGAUUUUGGGGCAUGUUGUUAGGACUUCCUCUAGCUUUUUACAGAAAUAUUCUGCCUUCCUGACUUCAGUGCUUCAGAAGCCAUUUGCUUCUGUAACCUCUGCUGUUGCACACCAGAGUGCUAAUGCUUUUAUUUUUGCAUCGUCUUACUGUUAUGCAUGUAGUCCUACCUCCAUCUUUCGAGAAUGGUUCCCACACUAUUGCUGCUGCUGGUUGGGGGAACAGAAGUUGGAGCUGGGGGGCUGCUGCUUUAAGUUUUACACUGUUCUUCUCCUCCUGAGCUCUGUGGGAUUAGUCCAGUCCGGUUCUAAUAGUCACACACCUUUGCUCUCAGGCUCCCUAGCAGGGAAUGCUGGAUACAGAAGCAACCUGCAUACAGAGAGCUCCCUUUUGUUAACCAUGAAAAGAACAAUCUGCUAAUGACAGAUGAUAGGUUUUUGUGCCUAGAGACACAGUAAGCAACUGUUAAUUACAGCACAAGCAUCUUUUUCUGAACAGUUCUUCCAUACUACUUUUACAGUGUGAUCGGAAUUGCUAUCAGCCAGAGCAACGCAUCUGUUUUAAGUAGGGCUGAGGCUUAGGGAAGCAAUGUGUACGAGAACAGUUCUCACAAGUAAUCAUGAACAUUGUCAACACUGCGUGUGCUGAAGCCACAGUGCCUACGUCUGUACAAUCAGCAGGAGUGGGAAAUGCGAGCCGAGUAAUUCAGCGCGUUUCCUCCUGUCAUGCAAAGAACUUCUUUAAAUGCACCUACUUUGGAUGUAAAUAUAUCUAAUGAGUUUGUAACAGCUUCAUGUGAAGGCUGUUAAUUCCAGUGACUGGUGAUUUCUACAUUUAAAGAAAGCAACCAAGGAAGAAGUGCUUAAAUGGAAACUGGCCGGAUCUGCUUUCCUACUGUCUGAUUCUGAGCCCCACGCAUUAAAUGGCAGCAGACACCGCAGGACCUCCUCGCUCCCCCUAAGGCUGGGACAAUCCACACCACCAAACGGAACUUCUGCCACUGCUCAGCCAGGGUCAGCUUCCCCCAUACUCUCUUCAUAAAGCAUCUCACACAAGGACUGUUCUUCCUUGAGGCUUUAAGGAAGCAAUUUCAAACCACUGUGCACACACUAAAUGUGGGGGGCUAUUACUUCAGCUAUGAUUUUAUUUUAUUUUUUAAAUAGAUGAGUUACGUACAUGAGCAAAAAAAUACAGGCACCUGAGUAAGUACACUGCAUUCAGAUGGGUAGGCAGAUUGGUUAGAAGAUAUGUAAGCUAUACAUAAUGCUUCCAGACCAAACCAAAGUUUUUGCUCAUCUGCAUAGAACUCAUUUAGAAUGUCAGAUUUUAUUCCCUUUUUGACAUCAAAAAGUUCAGUCCUUCAAUAAAUCUGUUAUUAAAAUUAUUAUUAACACUAAAGAA